Molecule: messenger RNA, 2084 nt
Organism: Megalopta genalis
Lineage: Eukaryota; Metazoa; Arthropoda; Insecta; Hymenoptera; Halictidae
Product: methyl farnesoate epoxidase
Biological process (GO): xenobiotic metabolic process
Cellular component (GO): cytoplasm; intracellular membrane-bounded organelle
Molecular function (GO): oxidoreductase activity, acting on paired donors, with incorporation or reduction of molecular oxygen, reduced flavin or flavoprotein as one donor, and incorporation of one atom of oxygen; iron ion binding; steroid hydroxylase activity
Source: RefSeq, a predicted model, not a curated record
GAGGUAUCAGUGCAUCCGAAGAUGUUGUUCGCGACGAUCUCUCUUUUACUUCUGCUCUGCAUCUUCUGCGUCCACGAUUGCCUUAAACCGCGCAAUUUUCCGCCUGGUCCGCAAUGGCUGCCGUUUUUCGGUUGCUUCCUCUCGUUCCAACGAUUGAAACGGAAACACGGAUACGGCUAUAUGGCGUUCCGAGAGCUGACGAAAACGUACGGGCCGAUUUUGGGCCUGAAAUUAGGAAACCAGAAGGUGGUCGUGAUCUUCACGCACGAUCUGGUGAAGAAAGUCCUCCUUCGGGACGAGUUCAAUGGCAGACCGGACGGAUUCUUCUUCAGGGUUCGCGCGUUCGGAAAAAACAAAGGUAUUUUGUUUUCUGAGGGCCCGUCGUGGUCCCAGAGUCGUCGUUUCACCAUGCGCCAUCUUCGAGCGUUCGGCUUCGGGCAAUCGAUCAUGGAGAAGCACACGAAAAUCGAGGCGGAGAGCUUAGUUAAUCAUCUCCGUCGCGCCAGCGAGAAAGGCCCGGUUCUCAUGCAUACGGCCUUCGACGUUGCGGUUUUAAAUGCACUUUGGUGCAUGUUCGCGGGUCACAGGUUCGACUACGAGAACAAGAAGUUGAAGGAGAUACUUGACGCUGUUCACGAUGCAUUCAGAUUGAUGGACACAAUGGGCGGAAUAAUUUCGCAAAUGCCGUUCCUACGUUUCAUAAUACCAGAGUUGUCGGGUUACAACGAUUUAAUGAAGAUCCUUCGGAAGCUGUGGAGCUUCUUGAACGAGGAGAUCAGCGAGCACGAGAAACGGCUGUCCGGAAGUCAGCCUCAAGAUCUGAUCGACGCCUUCCUCUUGGAGAUCUCUGCCAAUAAUGGCAGUCGUGACGACACCAUAUUCGAUCGAGAAAGUUUGCUUGUUCUGUGCCUGGACCUCUUUCUGGCCGGCUCGAAGACCACGACCGACACCUUGGCGUUCAUUAUGCUGUUCUCGUCGUUGCAUCCGGAAUGGAUUAAAAUACUGCAAAAGGAAUUGGACGACGUUGUCGGAAGAGCGCGGUUUCCAACUCUGGAGGAUCUGCCGUCGCUGCCGAUGAUGGAGGCGUUCCUCGCGGAGAUACAACGAUAUUUGAUCCUAACGCCACUUGGACUGCCCCAUAGCACAACGAAAGACGUAAUUCUCGACAACUAUCGCAUUCCUAAGGACACGAUUAUUCUUUUGGAUUUAAGUAGCGCGAGCUAUGACCCAGCUUACUGGGAUCAACCGAAGGAAUUUCGGCCGCAACGAUUUCUAGACGAAAGUGGCCGAUUUGUCCAGAACAAUGCGAGCAUACCUUUCAGCUUAGGCAAAAGGCGGUGCCCGGGAGAAAUGCUUGCCCGCAGCACCAUAUUCCUAUUCUUCGCCUACGUUAUACAUUACUUCGACAUCGAAAUUUCUCCGGAGCAUGGUGAUCCAGACCCGAAUGGUUACGAUGGUUUCGCUAUAUCGCCGAAACCGUAUUAUCUGAAGCUCGCGAAGAGAUCGAACGUCCCGAAUUCGGAUAGCACGUAAACGGAAAUUAUUCGGUAGUAUGCGGCCCUUCAAGGAAUUAUUUACAAAUCGAAGCUCGGAACCGAUGUAAAAGGACGGAACCGCCACGUGGCGCGCCGACUAAACGUACAUACAUACAUUUGGACUUCCGCGAAACGAGAUGAUUUCGACGAACACGUAAAACGACUUUCACGCGGCAGAAACAACAAACAAUAUCGGAGCGAAAAAUUUGUUGAAGUUAAACAAGCAGGCGUCUAUCCGCCGCCGGAUCUACUUCGAUCCGGGAAGUUAGGCUACACGGGGGCGGAGAAACGUCGGUGUUACGAGAAACAGGAACAUCAAUUAAGUGCACGAACUUGCACCAACGCGCCGAGAUGCCGCGGAAAAUAUUUUGUGCCUGCAAAAGCUCUUUGAAGUUCCAAGCUAAUGACAAAUAAUUUGAUUCGCCUGCGUUCCUCUUGAAAACCGUCGGGUUGACGACAAAUUAAUUUACAUGUUUCUUCGCGUCGAUUCGAUAAACGUUCGAUAUAUAUUGUAAUAUUAUUACAAUAUUAUAAUAUUAUAAUAUACUA